CCUACCUACCUAAGCCAACAGCACCCUACCAACUGCCUCUACCCUCGUUUCCCUUCAUUCCGUAGAGUUUCUAAUAGUCCUUUGAGGUUUUGGAGCCGUUGUAGACCUCCUUAUAAUAAUGCGUUUGGACUUUAAGAGGAAGUUUUUGACGCACACAGAUCGCGUUAAAGCAAUCGAUUUCCAUCCUUCCGAGCCAUGGAUUCUCUCUUCUCACUAUAACGGUGAAGUCUGCAUCUGGAAUUAUGAAACUCAGACGCCAGUAAAGAAAUUCGACAUCAACGAUGUCCCUAUCCGGGCUUGUGCUUUUAUCGCUCGUAAAAACUGGUUCGUCUGCGGAAGCGAUGACUUCCAACUGCGUGUGUACAAUUACAACACUGGUGAAAAGGUUACACAGUUUGAGGCACACCCUGAUUACAUUCGGGCACUUACUGUUCAUCCCACACAACCAUUUGUUUUGACUUGUUCUGACGACACAAAAAUCAAAUGCUGGAACUGGGAGCAGAACUGGAAGUGUGUCCAGGUGUUUGAGGGUCAUUCUCGCUAUGUCAUGAGUUUGGCAAUUAAUCCCAAAGACACGAACACAUUUGCCUCCUCUUGUUUGGACGGAAGCGUCAAGAUUUGGAGUUUUGGCUCUACUGUUGCCAACUUUACUCUCGAGGCGCACGACAAGGGUGCCAAUUUCGUCAGUUACUAUCCUGCUGGCGAUAAGCCAUACCUUGUUACAGCCGGUGAUGAUCGUUUAAUUAAGAUUUGGGACUAUCAAACGAAAGCUUGUGUUCGUGUGUUGGAAGGCCACACGAACAACGUCUCAUUUGCUCUCUUUCACAACAAGUUCCCUCUUGCAAUUUCUGGUAGCGAAGAUGGAACCGUUAAGAUUUGGCACACCCUCUCUUAUGAGUUGGUGAAGUCUUAUAACUUUUCUAUGGAGCGGGCUUGGUGCAUAUCUCAAAAUUCGGAGAACGGUCUAGUGACAGUGGGUUUUGACAGUGGAAUAAUCGUUUUCUCCCUGGGACGUGAUGAACCUAUUGUAAGCAUGGACAACUCGGGCAAAAUUGUCUGGUCUACAUACUCCGAAAUCCAAUCCGCCAUGAUUAAACCCGUUGCGAAUGAAGAGGUUACAGAUGGUUCGUCCAUCAAUCUGUCCCCCAAGAGUCUUGGCAAUUCGGAUACCAUUCCCGUGAAAAUGCAACACUCGCCCAACGGUCGCUUUGUGACCGUAUGCGGAAGUGACGAAUACAUUGUAUACACAGCACUGGCAUGGCGUAGUAAAGUUUACGGAAAGGCUCUUGAUUUUGCUUGGUCUAACGACGCUAAUGCUUAUGCUACAAAAGUCUCGGAUAAGAUCAUCAAGUUCUCUAAGAAUUUCAAGGAGCGUCCUGAUGCUUUGGAGCUUGAUUAUUCAUGUGAUGCUCUUUUCGGUGGCCAUCUUUUGGGUGUAUCGGGUGCCGACUUUAUCUGUUUUUAUGAUUGGGAAUCCAAGAUUUUGGCUCGUAAAAUUGACGUGAAGCCCAAAAACGUUUACUGGAGUGAAGAUGGUACUCGUGUUGUUCUCUCUUGUUCUGAUGCAUUUUAUAUUCUUACUUUUAACGCUGACGCCUUUUAUGCCGCUGCCGAAGCAAAUACUAUUGCAGAUGAUGGCGCAGAAGAAGCUUUUGAACCAGUAUUUGAGAGUUCCGAUGUUGUCGUCAGCGGAAAGUGGGUUGGUACUACGUUCAUUUACUGCACAGGCUCUGGACGUCUCAACUAUCUUGUUGCCGAUCAAGUCUUUAAAAUCAGCAGCGUUGAGAACUACGUAUAUCUUUUAGGAUACUUGCCCAGAGAUGGACGGAUUUAUCUUGCUGAUCGUGACUUGAAUAUAAUCAGCUACGCUUUCAAUUUGAAUGUGGUUGAGUAUCAAACCGCUGUUCUUGAUGGAAACCUCGAGGAAGCCAAAUCCAUUCUCGAUAAAAUUCCCGAGGAUGAAAAAAGCAAGCUUUCUGAUUUUCUUUCUGAUCUUGGUUAUAAGGAAGCUGCUUUGGACCUGUCUACAGAUGAUGAGCAACGCUUUGAACUUGCGUUAGAAGCCGGCCAACUGGAAACCGCGGCUGUUCUUGCUCGCUCAUUGGACGAUGUUUCAAAAUGGAGACAGCUUGGUGAUGUGGCCCUCAAUAACUGGGACUUUGUUUUGGCUGAGGAAUGUUUUACAAAAGCUCAAGAUCACAGUUCUUUGUUGCUCUUAUAUACCGCUUCCAACAAUGUUGAAGGUCUUGAAAAGCUCGCUGAUGCUGCCAUCUCUAAGCAAGUUAAUAACACUGCUUUCGUUUGUUCAUGGCUUACCAACCAGCCAGACAAGUGUAUUGAGGUUCUGCGUUCUGGUAACCGUUUGCCGGAGGCAAGUUUCUUUGCUGCUACCUACAAACCUGAAGCCGUGAAAGAGCUGUUACCAGAGUGGAAGGAAAGCCUUGUUACGAAAAAGAAGGAAAGAAUCGCGAAUGCACUUGAUGACAUUUAAGCCCUUUUAAAACAUUCGUUCUAAAGAAUCUGCAUACGUUGUAGACAUUAAUAUCAAGUAACCGCACAUUUUUAUGACUGUUUAAUACUCACAGAGGCUACAUGUUUGAAAUAAACACGCGUGAUUCAGGAUUCUGUUGUAGUGACAGAUACUCAUUCUACAGUAAGUCUACGAGUACACUGUUUGUUCUAAAAGCUGUGUAAUACAAAUGGCCGCGCACCUAUCAAGGAGGGAAAAGCGCAGCUUUAUAUGGGAACGGAUGAGAGAGGUCAUGCGAAGGAAAUCGCUACAACCGAGCAGUGUGAAUUGGCGAAGUAAGGUACACGAUCUAAACUACUGUAAAAGAAGGAGCGGAGAGAUGUAUAAAUCAGAACGAUAAACUGGUUUGAACGAAUGUAGAGGAGUAAUGCUUUUAAAUUUGCGUGGGAGAGUGUGAAAGAUUAGUGAAUGAAUGGCACAGACAAAUUUGAAGCGAAUUACAGUGAUUUUUUGAUUGUGCCAAAGAAAGAGAGAGGGAGAAAGAGAGAAAAAAAAAAAUAAAAAGAGAGAAAGACAAUAAAGAGUGUGGGAUUGUGUUUGUAAGCUGAAUUGUUUGUUG
Messenger RNA from Schizosaccharomyces japonicus yFS275, 3089 nucleotides. Its product is annotated as coatomer beta' subunit. The transcript is spliced from 2 exons. Bases 119 to 2491 code for a protein of 790 amino acids. Gene Ontology annotation, cellular component: COPI-coated vesicle membrane; COPI vesicle coat; Golgi membrane. Gene Ontology annotation, biological process: late endosome to vacuole transport via multivesicular body sorting pathway; intracellular mRNA localization; retrograde vesicle-mediated transport, Golgi to endoplasmic reticulum. Gene Ontology annotation, molecular function: structural molecule activity; ubiquitin binding. The record is from RefSeq and is a predicted model, not a curated record. Lineage: Eukaryota; Fungi; Ascomycota; Schizosaccharomycetes; Schizosaccharomycetales; Schizosaccharomycetaceae.